Molecule: messenger RNA, 976 nt
Organism: Impatiens glandulifera
Lineage: Eukaryota; Viridiplantae; Streptophyta; Magnoliopsida; Ericales; Balsaminaceae
Product: ER membrane protein complex subunit 7 homolog
Exons: 6
Coding region: 84-734 (216 amino acids)
Cellular component (GO): EMC complex
Molecular function (GO): carbohydrate binding
Source: RefSeq, a predicted model, not a curated record
UUGAGUUUUACAAAGAGAAUUCUCUUUCUCUUUCUCUCUCUGUGACGCGAGAUCGCAGGCGCUCGUAUUUGUGCUAGUGAAAAAUGGGGUUCCAGAAGAUCUCCGUCGUCGCCAAUAUGAUACAAUUAUUGUUUCUAAUUGGCUUCUUUCUACUCCCACCGGCGUUUGCGUCCACAUCCGGCAGGAAUGCUGAUGGCUAUUCUAUUAAUGGUCGUGUGAAGAUACCGGGUUUUGGCACAAAAGGACUUGGACUUCCUGGAAAAAUAUCAAAUGUUAAGGUUAUCCUUAAUGGUGGCCAAAUAGUCUCUUUUCUCGGCCCUGAUGGAUAUUUUUCAUUUCACAAUGUCCUAGCUGGUACGCAUCUCAUUGAAGUCAGUGCAAUGGGUUAUUUCUUUUCUCCUGUUCGUGUGGAUGUCAGUGCGAGACACCCCGGUAAGGUCCAGGCAGCACUUACAGAGAACAGGAGGGGAUUGAAUGAACUGGUUUUGGAACCUUUGAGUGAAGAACAAUAUUUUGAGAUGAGGGAACCGUUUUCAGUGAUGUCUCUUGUGAAAAGCCCAAUGGGUAUGAUGAUAGGAUUCAUGGUAUUUGCAAUGGUUCUAAUGCCAAAGCUGAUGGAGAACAUCGAUCCUGAGGAGAUGAAGCGAGCGCAGGAAGAGAUGAGAAGCCAAGGGGUUCCGUCUCUUUCUAGCUUGUUACCUGGAGCUGGAGCUGCUGCUGCUGCAAGGAGCUGAAGACAAUAACCAAUUAACAAGAAGGCGUCUUGGCUAAGUCUCCUCUACUUUUAUUGUUCUUUUGAAGGAGGUAUUGGUUGUAGGAAAUUCAGACGAAUUACUCUUGUUUAAAGAGAAUUGAUGGAUCUGCUUAACUUUUUUGGAUUAUGUUAUGAAGCCUAGGAGAAGUAGUUCUUCAAUUCUCAUUACACAUAUAAAACUUAUACUGCCUCUCAUUUAUUUUAAAGAAUUGUAUUUGUGUU